This is a messenger RNA of Marchantia polymorpha subsp. ruderalis, 4299 nucleotides long. The record is from the annotation of a GenBank genome assembly. NCBI's taxonomy places the organism in Eukaryota, Viridiplantae, Streptophyta, Marchantiopsida, Marchantiales, Marchantiaceae.
CGUAACCGAGCGGAGCGUAGCGUAGCUGCCGGAGGGCGGUACUUGCAGCGAGAGAGUCCCCGUGACCCCGACCCCGCGAGGAAAUUAGUGCGUGAGUCAGACGACCCCCACCCUCGUUUCUAUCCCUUUCUCUGCAUUUUGUUCCCAUGCUCGAUGAUCCUCUCGAGGCCCGCACCUGGCAGACAGCCAGCCACGAAUAGUUGACUGGUUUGCUGGUCUCUGCGGAGGAGGUCCGGAGCAUUACUCGAAGCAGGAGGAGGAGAAGGAGAGGAAGAAGAAGUGAGACCUGCCCGCGUGCGAGAGCGGCAGGAACGCUGCAGUCUGCUGCAAGCAGCGACGAGAGGCGGAGUACAGGUCUUCUUUGGUUGGUCUGAGCCGUCUAGCAUUGUUGGGGAGACCUCCAGUUCGAAUGACAAAGCAAGUCGAACCACUUGGCUGCAUAGUGGACUGAUGGUUUGAGAUGAUUUUAGGCCGUUUGCAAUUUAGUUCUGUUUCGCCCGACUUUGAGCAACUCGACCAGGUGUUUCGAGAUUUUGUGGUCGGUUUAUUGGGACGGACGGUGUAAGUCAGCGCUUUGUGUUACAGGCAGGCGGGCGGGGGGCAGUGUUGUGCAGUGUUCCUUAGUUUCUCCCUUGCGAGGGUUUGGAAGCGGAGAAGACGGAGGAGGAGUAAAGCGGUGAAAAUGGAGGUUUCUUGCGAGGCUGCAACUUUUCGAGGAACCUCGGGCGAGCGAAAUUGCGGUGAUGAGUUGGUUUCUGUCUCGUUUGCAAGGAUGACAUGAAUCUUUAGCUCAGUGGUUGGGUGUGCUGAUUCUGGUCUCUCUUACAAACUUCUUUUCUUGCCUUGAGAUCGACCGGGAUCUUGAAGAAGUUUCGUCGAUUGAGGAUGGCGUAUGUUGAUACCGGAGAGGAUGAACUGGACUACGAAGAUGAGGACUAUUCCGAGACGGGAAGAACCUACACGCAUCCGACGGGGGCCAUUGCAGCUCUUGCUGAGGACGAGUUAGAAGAGGAUGACUAUGAGGAUCUUUAUCAGGAUGUAGAUGUGGGUUUUUUUCAAAAUUCCGAGGGAGGUCCUCCGCCCCCGGCACGGUUCCAGAACAGCGGUCAAAAUGGCGCAGAAGGGUAUGGCGACGAAGAUUAUGCUGAGGACUACGAGAGGGUAGGACGAGGAAGACCCAGCGAAGAAGGAAGAUAUGCAGAGGAGCAAGCAUAUAGAGAGAGGACACAACCUGGUAUUGCUCCAGGAGCAAGGAACGGGAAAGUGAAAGCGGAAGGAGACUACGAGCCGCAGGAUUACGCAGAGGGCAGUAGAGCGGAGGCCCUCGUGGAACCGAAGGAGGAGGUAGGAGAUGUCGGAGAUAAUGAAGGUGGCGCAGAUCAAAAUGAGAAGGAUGAUAGAGCGAAGCAAGUGAACUUGGAGAUGAGUAGGGCUGGAGAAUAUGGUGCGCGAACAGGAGCAGUGGUUGCACCCGCGAAGGUCAGCGAUGAAAGGGAUCAACCAGAAGCAGAUACCGCUAUGGGGUUAGGAGGACGAACAGGUAAGAAUCCUACCAAGGUCAAGGAAGAAGGCGAUUUCUCUGGGGGUAGUCAAGCCAGGACCGAGUUGCAAUUAGGAAGGCCUGCAGCAGGCAGAGGUAAUAAAGCUCCUGGAGCAGGCACUGGACCUGGAGGGUGGGUCAAUGGGGGUGCAACAAAUGACAGCGGAGGACUUUCGAGAGGAGGAGGAGCCCCUUCCUCUAGAGGAGGGCAAGAAGGUUCGGCGAUGUGGCCAGCAUCGGCAGGGAGAGGUGCCGGGGCACCGACGACAGCAGCAGGAAGUACUCUGGGAGCUGCCGUUUUGCCUGCGGCCAACACCGCUGCUACUAUCCCGAGUAGAGAGGCAGUUGGUGCGCCUACUGAUUACGUAGCGAAACAUGGAGCAGCUCAUCAACACGAGACUGGGAAUAUCAUGUUAUUCGUUGGUGAGCUCCAUUGGUGGACAACGGAUGCAGAACUGGAAGCGGCUCUUUCGGAGUAUGGGCGUGUGAAGAACCUCAAGUUUUUUGAGGAAAAAGCCAGCGGGAAGUCGAAAGGUUAUUGCCAAGUUGAGUUUUAUGAAGCGGGAGCAGCUCGAUUGUGCAAGGAGAAAAUGGAUGGUAGGGUAUUCAACGAUCGACCCUGCGUAGUGGCCUUUGCAUCGCCGCAGACGAUCAAGCAAAUGGGUGCUGCCCAAGUUGGCAAAAAUCAAAAUCAAGCGCAGGGUCAAUCAGGUGGGCAAGGUAGAGGACGGGGUGAUUCUGGCUCAGGCGGUAGAGGUGGAGCGGCAGGCGGUCAAAUGGGAGAAGGAGGUAGAGGUUACGGAAGAGAGAAACUUCCGAUUGGAGGUCGUGGUCAAGGACCAGGUGAACGGGGAAGAGGAUCUGGAAGAGGAAGGGGAGGAAAUAUGACAGGACGAGGUGGUGGUUUAGGAGGAGGAGGGGGUGGAGGUGCUCCAUUCGGCCAAGGUCCACCUGGUCCUAUGGGCGGAGGCCCUGGAGGGAUGAUGCCUCCUCAAGGAAUGAUGGGAGGAGGAUUCGACCCUGCAUUUGGUCCUCCUAUGGGAGGCAGAGGUGGUUACGGUAUGGGUCCUGGAGGACCUGGAGCAGGCUUUGGUCCUCGAGCGCAUCCUUUUGGGGGAGGGCCUGGCAUGGGACCUCCAUUUCCUGCAAUGGGUCCAGGCCUUCCAGGGGUUGCACCUCAUGUAAAUCCAGCCUUCUUUGGGAGAGCAAAUGGGAAUGGACCGGGAAUCGGAAUGGAUGGACCAGCUGGAGGAUGGGGAGAAGGGCCGAUGCCUGGCUGGGUUGGCGAGGAGCACGAGAGAAGAAUGGUGUAUGGAGAGGAUAUGGGUGGGCCAGAUUAUGGCUAUCCUGGAGAAAUGGGUCCUGAAAGAUUAAGACCGGGCCCAACGAGGGAACAACGAGAGAGAGGUGCGGAUGGAGAGUGGGUUGGACCGGAGAGAAGACGUCGAGAAGAUCGCGGAGAGGGUGAAUGGGAUAGAGAAAGACACAGAGAGAGAGGUGAACGAGAGGGAUACUGGGAACGAGAUCAGGGACGGGACAAAGAUAAGGAUUGGCAGGAAAGGGAAAGAGCUCCAAGGGCAAGAGACAAGCCGAGAACUGGAGUUGAAGAGGAGGAGCGGCCAAGGUCUCGAGAUGAAGAUUUUGGCAAGAGGAGGAGAAUGGUUGCCGAGAGGAAGAUUGAGCGGUAGCUUUUGCGUUUUGAUCCUUUGAUCGAGGACCUGCUCAUUCCACAAUGUUUGAUGUGUUCUGUUUGCUUACGUAACAUGUGUGUGCUGAGGGUUUGUACCCAGGAGGUUUUAUGUGGACUCCUAGUUCAGAUAUAAUUGUAGUCACAGGAAGAAUACUUUGUCGAUAUCUACGAGUCCUGGUAACUGAAGUGGGAAUUGGUUAAUCAGUAGGUGCCUAUGAUGCUGGAGGAAACAAGUUAUGUUGGAUCAGGGUGCUUAAAACACGGCCAUAUUGGCCUGGGAGGGGCAUAGUGUUAACUUCGCAGCGCUAGGAAACAUCAAAUCUGCCAACCCUUUGUCUGGGUAUCACAUUCAGCAACCGGAAAAGAUCUUACAGCAUUUUAGUUACUCUUUUCAUGAAUGAUGAGCUCAUGUCCUUGCUUUUAGUAGCUAUGUGAUGGACAUAUUGUAAUCUUUGCGAGCUUGAUCUGCACGUCCAUAUCUUAAAAAUCGGUAGCCAUAUGACCUUGUACUGAUGGUUUCUGUAGCUGUACUGGGUCUCCUUUGGGAAACGAGGAAUGUGCCAAGAAAGAGCUGGAAUGGUCGGUAAGAUUGAUCUUGAAGAUCUUUUCACAUCGUGUUUAACGAUGUUGUCCUGUUAGUAGGCGCCACUUUUUGAAAUCUGGUAGUGUACACUUCCAGUUGUAGCAUUAUUGAGUAGGUAUUAGAAAGUCAAAGUAGGUCGGUUUGGCACAUGAAUCUUUCUUCUCUCUCGUUCACCUCAGAAAAGUCGGCUUGUGGCUUGUAUAGCAUCUUUCACAUCGUCCUGCAGUCUGUUUGGAACACAACUCCUACGAAAUAGAAUAGAAGAAAGCUUCGUUACACAAUUGUUGAGACAAUAUUUCUUGCUAUGUCUGGGAUAAGUGGAUGACAUAGCAAGAUGUGCCCAUUGCCUGUUAGUUAUAAUAGCGAAGGAGAGACAUCUCUCUCGAAUCAGAAGAUGCACAUUUAGAUGGAGGACAUACUAUGAAAAGUUGGGUGCGAAGCUGAUGGAGACAUCUCCAUCGCUGUGUAGAUAGAUUUGUAAUUAUG